CCCGUCCUCCAGGGCUUUUUAAACGUCGUGUCUGCUUCACGCUCCAGCGACAUCAUCCAAUUGAAGCGCCGCAGCGCGAAACUCUCUGGACCAACGGGCACCGUGGGAACUCGCGCACCGAGCGUUAAUGGUGUGAGGGUCGAGAGAAGAUAGAAAGACACCGUGUUUGCGGGUCAACGACUUGUUGUCGUUGUUGUUAAGCCCUCACUCUGCCCUGGCAGCCGUUGCUCUCCGGGAGUUCAUAACGGGAGGGCGUCUCGGGGAGAUGAGAGCGGACCGGGUCGCUGACCGUCAUUCCGUUGUGUGUCGAUGCGGUUGGGACCGCAGUUAGCUCGCAGCGGCCGCGUUGAUGCAGCAGCAGCGCUCGGCUGCGGGGCUCAAAAUCCACCACCGGAUCCGGGGAGACAAUAAAGUGUAAUUUACGUCGGACUGGACCACCCCCGCACCCCCCCAAAAGACGACGCCGAAACGAGAGUCUGCGUCGGCUUCACUAACUAUAGUGUCCGCGUGAGGAAUCGGGUUUCAAGAGUGACGUGACCGCCGGCAGGUAGCCCGAUCAGGAUGGCGGCCGUGGUGAACUACUCUCCGCCCUGGUGGGUGAAUCUGCUCCACCGGAUGCCUCAUUUCAACCUCGAAUUCCAGCUCGUCAGCAGUGACUUCAGACCGGAGGACUCCGAGUACCAGAAGUCCGUCUUGCUGCUCGGCUCGGUGGCGUUGCUGUGUCUGGGCCUGGACCUCCUCUUCCUCCUCUUCUACUCAUUCUGGCUCUGCUGCCGGCGACGCAAGAGCGACGACUCGUCGCACUCUCACACGCACGGCCAGCAGCAGCCCAGCGCGGACUGCUGCUGCACCGCCUGGUGCGUCAUCAUCGCCACGCUCGUCUGCAGCGCUGGCAUCGCUGUCGGAUUCUACGGAAACGGCGAAUCGAGCGAUGGCGCCAGCCGCUUGGCGUACUCCCUCCGCCAUGCCAACCGCACCGUGUCCGGGGUGGAGAAACUGGUGUCAGACAGCGCCCUGGCCUUAAACCAGACAGUGGAGGAGAGCCUGGUCCAGUUGGAGACGGCCUUCCAGGAGCAGACGGACUACGUGUCCAUCGUCCAGAAGCUGCAGGGGCAGCUGGAUGAGCUGGUGAGGCUGAUGGUGGACAUUCCCUUCUGGUCCAACACUGACAUCUCCCUGGAGGACUUGGCCCACAAGACGGAGGUGUUCGAUUUCUACAGGUGGCUGGGGUACCUCAGCCUGCUGCUGUUUGACGUGCUCAUUUGUCUCCUGGUGCUCUUCGGCCUGAUCCGUAACUCCAGGGGCAUUCUGAUUGGAGUGUGCCUGCUCGGCGUUUUGACUCUGAUAAUCAGCUGGGGGUCUCUCGGCAUGGAACUGGCUGUCGCUGCUUCAGCCAGCGACUUCUGCAUCUCCCCGGAUACCUACGUCACCACGGUAACCAAGGAAAACGCUGUCAUCAACCAAGAUAUCCUGCAGUACUACCUGAGGUGCAGCCCCGGUCAAAUCAACCCCUUCCAGCAGAGGCUGUCAGGGAGUCACAAAGCAUUGGUGGAGAUGCAGGAUGAUGUGGCGGAGCUACUGAGAUCAGCAACACGCGAAUACGCCAACACCAAGGAGAGUCUCGAGCAAAUCCAGUCCGUGCUGAAUUCCACCGAGGUCGGUCUUCACCAGCUGACCGCCCUGGUCGACUGCCGCAGCCUCCACAUGGACUACGUCCAGGCGCUGACCGGGCUGUGCUACGACGGCGUGGAGGGCGUCAUCUACCUGGUCCUCUUCUCAUUCAUCACCGCUCUGAUGUUCUCCUCCAUUGUGUGCAGUGUGCCACAUACCUGGCCCGGCAAGAGGACGGAUGAGGAAGACGGAGAGGACGAGUCGGGCGCCUCGCGGGGCGGCGUGCAUGAUAACCUGUACCGCGUUCACAUGCCCAGCCUCUACAGCUGUGGCUCCAGCUACGGUAGCGAAGCUAGCCUGCCCGCGACGGCCCACACUGUCAGCAAUGCCCCCGUCACUGAAUACAUGAGCCAGAACGCAAACUUUCAGAACCCUCGGUGUGAGAACACCCCCCUGAUUGGCAGGGAGUCCCCUCCACCCUCUUAUACCUCCAGCAUGAGGGCGAAGUACCUGGCCACCAACCGACCGGACCAGAACCGACGCUCCGUGCCCAACGACCAACUGGACCCGGCCAGCCGGCCUCACCCCGCUGCGCGGCCGCAGUCCUCAGUCCACUAGAGUCCAGAACCUCCCCAGUCCAACCCAGUACUGCCUAAAUCCAGUUUUCACAGCCAGUAAAGAGAUCCAACUCACCAUAGUGGGGAGUACCAACAGGACCCCGCUUCCUCAAGACCCACCGAAUUUCACCGACACAGACCGGUCCACCGGCAACAGCACAGCGAGUCAGAACUCAUCAACCCAGCGCCGCCGCACUGGACCGGACUCCUGAGGUCGCCUUCUGCUUCCUGAAUGAUCCAGGAGGCCCGAGCCCAACCCGGAAGAUCACGAUUCCCACUCCUCUCCUCUGAGUGGAGGAGAGGAGUGGAUCGGCCCACAUACCCACAAUGCACAGCGACUAAAGCGCCUUGGCUCUGGGUUCGUCCAGUUUCUUCUUCUUCUUCUUCUUCUUCUUCUUUACAAUUAUCUCCCGCUCCACUGGGGGCCAUACACUGCCCCCUGGUGGAGGCAGCGCUCAAGCCCCCAACACUUUUACAUUCAAACCACACACACACACACACACACACACACACACACACAGACACACUGUACAGACCUGUAAAUAGUAAGCGUGUGCUUUACUCUGAUUCCACGAGAGGUAGAGUGUUGAGUCUUUACUGGUAACAGGCACGUGCCCAGAUAGAGCCCUAGUGGUGCUCAAGCUCCUCCCCUUUUGCCCUGGAUGAGUAAAGGGCCCUUUUUGCUGGAGCCACUUUUUUCAUUCAUCAGUAUUUAAGAAUAAAAGUUUCUCUCUCUGUCGUUAAGUCCCCCUAAAUGUCUAAAUGUGUUUUAAUAUCCGACGGGGCAUUUAUUUGAGUUAUUGCGAGAAGUUCUCCCCCCCCCCCCCUCCUCCUCCUCCGCGCAGUGCUCCUCGCGCCACCAAACGGCUGCACCUCCUUCUCCUCUGACGCGCAGCACCAGACACACAGGUCCUGACGGUGUUUGUCCCCUGACGUUGUUUUGUGAUAAAUCAACCACAACAUUAGCGCUGCUGAAAACAUGACGUCACGACUGGUCAGACGUUUCCUAAAAAACAAAAACAAAUAAAAACUCACGAAAUCCGUGAUUUCAAAGCCUUUCAGCUGUUUACUGACGUUAGUUAUGUUUAGAGAAAAGAGAGAGAUAAUUCUUAUUCCGUUCUAUUUAACAGGGGCUAUUCUAGGAUUUGCGUGGCCAGACUGAAAAAAAAAUCAUGAGGCCUCUCUUGUUCAGAGGGCCGGGCCAAAUGUGGAGGCGGGCCGUAUCUGGCCCGCGGGCCUUAGUUUGAGGACCACUGCUCUUGGCUGUUGAUGUCUAUCAAUAUUGCUCAUUUUGAAAAUGACGUCAGAGGGCAAUACGGAUCUGUAUCAGACCAGCGAGGAGGGCAAUACGUGGCUGGCAUGACGACCCAUUAGCCAAUCAGAACGCUUGUACUGUUGUUGCUAUAUAAUAAUUCAUCUUUAUUCAUAAAGAAAAUGUAAACUAGCGGUCUAAUCCUGCCCAGAGGAAACGCAGGUCGAGGAUGUAUUGCAUCAUCAGUGUAUUGCUGCUAAUGCUUCAACUCUGUCAGAAAUCUUUUUUUUGGCAUUGGGUGCCCUUUUUUUUGGUUUGAGCACCUGCCCCCCAAAAUGUCUGUGCACGUGCCUGACUGGUAAUGUGGUGUGCUGCGUGUUUACCAUGGACGUUUUUAGCUGUACCUCACACACACACACACACACACACACACACACACAUAUAAACAAUAAGCCAGUGAAUUAGAAAGCCAUGUUUAGAUAGAACGCGUACCACCACAUCCUUACAUCUUUAACUUAACAUAGUCGUCUAAGGCUUGCGCCGUGAGCUCAUGAAGUCCACAUCUCUCUCUCUCUCUCUCGCUCUCUCUCUCUCUGUAUUUGUUCGCGUGUCGAUUUAAUGCGCUUUGAACGUGAGCCAGGAAUCCCGUUGUGGAAUCUGAACUUUGGGAGUCGAAGCGAGAGACAAGAGGACUUAAGAAGGCUCAACCUGUGCCAAAAAACUCUUGGAUCCCUGAUUCUGUCCUCCUCUUCUUCUUCUUCUUCUUCUUCCUCUUCUUCUUCUGCUUCGGCUGCCUCCACGCGUUUAAGGAAUCACGCGGAGCGGUUUCCCUCCGACUGGAAAUGAAAAGGGAACAACACUUGAAAACAAUGGACAGAGAUGGAGUAAGACUCGUGUGUCGGGUGCUAAGCGGGUCCAGGUCCCGGGAGACGAUCAGGACUGAGGAGGCAACGGGAACGUUUUAUUUGUUUUUAUUAUUUCAAUGUUUUUCGGGUUCAUUCAGGGAUGUGAUUCGGGAAUAUAAAGAGCAGUAAAAAAAAAUAAUGAAACGCCUCCAUCAUUACCGGAGGAAGGGUUUGUCCCGAAUUCCUGACAAGAAAACCACGUCCCUGAUAAAUAAAGUUACAUGAAAGUGUUACGGAGAGAAGGAAAGUGGGAGUUUUUAAACAUGUUUAAGCUGAAUUAAUGUGAUGUGAUACUGUGACCAAGUAGUAUUCUGUUUCUUCUCCAAUAUGCUGUUUCUUUCUUCCUGUGCUUUUAUUUUGUUACCUGGUGACCUUCAAUUGACCUUUAGCCACCGUUCAUUUUUUUCUCCUUCUUUUUAAUCAUUUUUUUUUACCCACAAGCACAAAUUCUCUUCACGGUGACUUUGCGAACUGGAGAAGUAAAACUCGGCCAGUGAUUUUUCCUUCGCUCUCUGUACAGUGUAUCAAAUAACUGUUUCCGUGAACCCGUGUGUGUGUGUGUGUGUGUGUAUGACGUCGCUGCGUCGUGAUUGGCUGCUGCUCUAUCGCAGUGUUACUGUGUCUAAGUGCAGUGAUCAGUGAGUGUGACCGGCAGCAUCAAGCGAGCCCCCCCCCCCCCCCCCCGAGUCAUCUCUACACAGACGCAUGCCCUCAUACACACACAUUGGAACACACACACAUGCUGUACAGACAACACACACGCGCCAGUUUCCUAUAAAACUGCACCCCUCCCUUUUCUUGUCCCGUUUACAUUCACAUCUAUCGCCGUAGUAACUGCACGCGCCGCCCCCUCGCCCCCCACAGCUGACAACCAUUUGCAUUAUGGGUAAUCCGUCGGCCAUGUAGUAACCACAUUUCACAGACUAGCAAUUAGCCGAGUGAGCCGAGCGCUCAAUGUUCAACCACCAUUCCUGUACAGCAUUUUAAUAAUCCGUUAUUAAUCGAUGACCACUUCUCGUAUCAGCGAGACAAUCUUACAUGUGUGAUUCCACGAGAGAGAAGACGUCCAUGUUAUGGUAACAAUGCUACCGAUGGUCUCGGACUUUACAGUGUUUCCUGUUUCUUUUUAUUGCACCAUAAAUGCAAACAAUGUGAAGAUCUGUGGGACGAGUCACUGAUUAAUGGCCUUUCAUAACGUUUUUAAAACUUACAACACUCUUCAUAUCACUUUUUUUCUUCUCUGUCUUGUAUAAAACAACAACUUUAAAGAUAAAACGAUAGCUAGCUGUUUUGUAGGAGAACAACGGCCAGAGCAGCGUUUUUCCUCUCUUAUUAAUGGUGAAUGACUCUCUGUCUUGCGAUGUUUUAAUAAAACUAUUCCAGUGCGCUCUGCACAGCUGACUGAAAGUUGUAUUUGAACCCCUGGGUCUCGAUGGGGGAGAAAGAAACAAGGACAAGAUGUUGGAGAGAUGUCUGUGUGUACAUGUGUGUACAUGUGUGUACAUGUGCGCUAUUUACAGGUCUUCAAGUACACCUCUGUCCAGAUGUGACGGACACACAUUGUUUUCUAUGGCUGUUUUUAUUUUCCCAUGGUUCAACUAAGAUAUUAAUGAUGUACACGUCAAAACUGUGGUAAUGAUAUCAUUCAGCCUGGAAUAAAUGUUUUAAAAAAAGAAAGAAAUUAAAGCAACUUUAACGUAA
Messenger RNA from Pseudoliparis swirei, 6086 nucleotides. RefSeq names its product tweety family member 3b (gene ttyh3b). The record is from RefSeq and is a predicted model, not a curated record. Gene Ontology annotation, molecular function: intracellularly calcium-gated chloride channel activity; volume-sensitive chloride channel activity. NCBI's taxonomy places the organism in Eukaryota, Metazoa, Chordata, Actinopteri, Perciformes, Liparidae. The transcript is spliced from 15 exons. The coding region runs from base 562 to 2229 and encodes 555 amino acids. Gene Ontology annotation, cellular component: plasma membrane.